GGUUACACCCUAUUCUAUUAAAAAAUAAAAUAAGAGAAGGUGUAAGUUGUAACGAGCAAAUCAUGGAUAACUCAAUCAUUGGGUAAUGCAAAUGGCAAAUAGGAAUUUCACAGGUCAACUAAUGAGGAGAAGAAAUUAAAUCCAUUGGGACACUGGACAGUCCCAGCUUGACUUGUGAAGUCAUGUUCUAAGUGGUUCAAGCUUUGUUGCUAAUGAAUCCAUUUUCUUAAAAUCUGUUUUGUACUGCUUGACAUAAGCUGAUGUGUUUUGAAAAUAACUUGUCUACCUUCACAAGAUGAAUAACUUGUAUACAUUCUGUACUUGUUCUCCUUUGAUAAAGGUUUAUGUACUUUUUCAUACAUGAUCAGAUCUUGACAACUUAAAAGGAAAGCUACAUACAUGGAAAGAGAAAAGGAAAAUGAAGGGAAAAGAGAGGACGGAGAAGCAAACAGCUCAUCGCAGGUAUCAUCUGCUAUGCUUCGAGAGGACAUUGUCAAUCUUCAUGAUUUCAUAGAGAGGUUAAAGAUUGAAGAGGAUCAAAUUGUUCUUGACACGGAUCGAAUUGAAAAGCUGAAACUGGAGCUGACAUUUUUGUCGGCAUGUUUACAGCUUUGUUAUUACAUUUCGGAUGGUUCAAAUGCCAAAAUGUCUUGCAUAUCAUAUAAGGUUCAUGAUCUGGUUCAGUCACUUUUUCAUCAGAGAGGAGAUUACAUGCUGGUUAAAUUAAAGGAUCAUGUCGUUCCUCGCCUCCUUGAAAAUAUCAAAAGUUUUAUCAUCUCACAUCGUCAAUCUGAAUCAAGUGCCACCAUGACUGAGGAGAAGUUGGUUGAACUUUUGGACGCGGUCCUUGUGAAUCUCCAUUAUCUACCCAAGGUUCGUGCUGAGUUGUUUUUGCCAUCAAUGACUCAAUAUGAGCUUCUUCAGAAUGUAUUUGGCAAUUUAAGAGAUUUCCAUGGGCUGAAAGUAAAUGGUUGCGUUGAGCAUAAGGCAAUUGAAUAUGUCUUACCACAGCUUCAACUUAUGGCUGAGAGAGUAGGACACUUCUGUUUGGUCCUUUUGUCUUAUCAACUUGAUAAGACAGAUGAAACAGAUGAAGAAGAUGUAGAUGAAACAGAUGGAAAAGAUGAUGAAACAGAUGAAGAAGAUGAAGAUGGACUUGAUCAUAUGUUUUUGAAGUCAUCUACUUUUGAAGUCUCUCAAGUCAAUUCCAUGCUAGUUCAUCUACUUUUGAAGAUAACUCCGGUUUCACUGGAGGUUAUGCACAUAUGUUCUACAAUAUUGGAAGCUUCAAAGUCAGCUGAAGUUGGACACUUCAUUAAGCAGCUCCUAGAAGCAUCUCCAGACAUUCUUAGAGAACAUCUGAUUCACCUACAAGAGCACAUGUUUAAUGCUAUACCUCGUAGCACUUCAGCGUCCAACAUUCAUGUCAUGAUAGAGUUCCUAUUGAUUAUUCUUACAGAUAUGCCAAAGGACUUGAUUCAUUAUGAAAAAUUAUUUGUUCUAUUGGCACGUGUUGGAGAACUUAUUAGGGAGGUGUCCAUUCUCAUUCGCAACUUAGAAGAGAACUCAACGGAUGAAGAGAAUAUGAAAAAAAUAAGUUGUGCAAGUCAAGAUUUGCUGGAAAAUAUUGAACUUCUGAAGGAAGAUCUCAGACAUGUUUUCUUGGAAUCCCCUGCAGACUCAUCUCAGCUCUGCUUCCCCAUGAGUGAUGGACCGCUCUUCAUGACUCUUCUACUCAGAAACUUAAAUGACUUGCUCAAUUCCAAUGCUUAUUCAGUUACUUUGAUAAAAGAAGAAAUCAGUCGGGUGAAAGAAGACUUAGAACACAUAAGAUCGUUCUUUGGGAAUGUGGAGCAAGAAUUGCAUAGAGAUCUUUGGACUCGUGUUCUAGAUGUGGCAUAUGAGGCGGAACAUGCCAUUAACUCAAUUCUUGCCAGAGAUCGUGGUCUCUUGCAGCUUAUCUUCUUACUUCCUGAAACCGUAGGAAAGAUCAAGCUUGUCAGAAAAGAGGUACAAGAGAAGAUCUCCAAGAACAUGAGUAUCAUUUUUGCGAACUCUCCCAACAAGCCAGUUAUAAACAAGUCAUCAAUAGCUAGUAAAAUAAUUGUAGGUUUUGAGGAGGAGACAGAGUGGAUAAUCCAGAAGCUCACCAGCGGACCAGCUGAGGUAGAUGUCAUUUCCAUAGUCGGCAUGCCGGGGCUUGGGAAAACAACUUUGGCUUACAGAGUAUAUACUGAAAAGUCUGUUGUUGGUCAUUUCGACGUUCGUGCUUGGUGCACAGUUGACCAGGAACGUAAUGAGAAAAAGUUGUUGCAGAAAGUUUUCAAUGAAGUUAUUGGUUUGAAAGAAAGAGUCAGUGAGGAUGACAUAGACGAUGACGUUGCUGAUAAGCUACGGAGACAACUGUUUGGAAAGAGGUACCUUAUUGUCUUGGAUGACUUGUGGGAUACUGCAACAUGGGAUGAGCUGACAAGACCCUUAUACGCCAUUCCAUCUGAAUUUCAGAAAGGCAGCAGAGUUAUUUUAACAAGUCGAAAAAAGGAAGUGGCUUUGCAUGGAAAAUUCCACAGUGAUCCUCUUGAUCUUCGAUUGCUAAGACCAGAAGAAAGUUGGGAGUUAUUUGAGAAAAAGGUGUUCGGAGAAGAACGUUGCCCUGAUGAACUAAAAGAUGUUGGAGAGAAAAUAGCCGAAAAGUGUGAUGGGCUUCCUUUGGUACUUGAUUUGAUCGGCGGAGUCAUUUCAAGAAAGGAAAAGAAAGAGGCUUUGUGGAUUGAAGUUCUCAACAAUUUGAGUUCCUUUAUUUUUAAGGAUGAAGAGGAAGUGAUGAAGGUUAUACAAUUAAGUUAUGACAAUUUGUCAGAUCACCUAAAGCCGUGCUUUCUGUACCUUGCAAGUUAUCCAAAGGACGAAGAUAUUGUUAUAUCUUUGUUGAAAGAGUUAUGGACUGAUGAAGGACUUGUGGAACCAACUGAUUUGAAGAGUGUGGAAGAAGUAACGGAGAUUUAUGUGGAUGAGUUAAUUUCUAGUAGCUUGGUAAUUGUGAGAGGUGGUAGCGAACAGAGUUGCCAAAUUCAUGAUCUUGUGCAUGAUUUUUGUUCGAUAAAAUCUAGACAGGAAAAAUUGUUUGAUUUGACGAGCUCAAUUGUUCUAUCUUCAUCUUCUUCAGAUCUGAUGCUGCGUCGACGGGCCAUUAGUUUUGAUGAGGGCAUUUAUUCAGAUGAUUCUUCCUUUUUCAGUCCAGAAAAGAGAAAUCCUUGUGCUAAACACCUCCUCUCUUUGAAGAUAGAAUCUGGAUUUCUGUAUAACUGGCACCUAAGACACCUGAGGCUUCUUAAAAGGUUGGAACUGCGUUAUAUAAUGUUGACAGAUACUGCGCUGAAUGAAAUAGGCAUGCUUGUUCAUUUGAGGUGCUUAAGGAUUUGGAUGGAUGCAAAAGCUCUCCCUCUGUCAUUUUCAAACCUCUGCAAUCUAGAUACUUUGGUGGUGGAAAACAGUGAACCAAACCUGGUAUUAUCCCCUACUAUCUGGAGUCUUGCAAAGCUACGAUAUGUGCAGAUCGAAAGGACUUGUUCUGUCUUUGGUUCGGAUAUUCACAAACCAACAAAAUUAGAAAAUCUGACUACAUUAUCUCUUCUCAAGCUUUCCUGUUCGGUAGACUCAGAAAAUAUUUUCAAAAGAUUUCCCAAUCUUCGAACCCUUGAUUUCAGCAUGGAAUGUUCAGCACCGGAGCAGAUUUAUUUUCCAAGAUUGGAUGUCCUUAAUAAACUUGAAAUGGUGAGUGCAAGUUUUAAGUGCCGUGGGCGUACUCAUGUACAUCAGUUUGAUUUUCACUUCCCAUCAAGCUUGAAAGUAGUGUACUUGGUUGGGUUCCAUCUGGCAUCAGAUGAACUGUCAAGAAUUGGGAGAUCACUACCCAACCUUCAAAAGCUGAGACUAUAUGGAGCAAGUAUCGAAGGGGGAAAAGAAUGGAACAUGGAACAAGUCACCUUCCACAAUCUCAAAUCUCUACAACUGGUUUAUAUGUGUUUUUCUGAAUGGCAGGUUAUUGCAGAUGAAUCCUUUCCCGUGCUCGAGAAAUUAUAUAUACCAUAUUGUACUGAUCUUAUAGAGAUCCCAGAGAGUUUUGGAGAUAUUGCUUCAUUAAAGUUUAUCACAGUGUCGAAUAGCCCUCAGCUUAAAGAGUCGGCACUCAAGAUUAAGGAAUACGUUGAAGAAAUGACCGGAGAAGACAAGCUUGAAGUAGAGUACUAGCGCAGGACAUAAAUUUUUCAUUUUGUCUUUGAAUUUUUUUUUACUUUAUUUGAAAAUUAGUAUUUGGGCAUGACAUUUCAAAUAAAAUUUGAAGUAAUAUUGGGAAUUUGGAAAAAAAAAAAG
Messenger RNA from Capsicum annuum, 4374 nucleotides. Its product is annotated as putative late blight resistance protein homolog R1A-3. The coding region runs from base 400 to 4251 and encodes 1283 amino acids. Gene Ontology annotation, biological process: defense response to other organism. The transcript is spliced from 2 exons. The record is from RefSeq and is a predicted model, not a curated record. Gene Ontology annotation, molecular function: ADP binding. NCBI's taxonomy places the organism in Eukaryota, Viridiplantae, Streptophyta, Magnoliopsida, Solanales, Solanaceae.